AUGCAGCAAUUAGGAAGUUGUGAGACUAGAUAUUGUUGAGCUUCCUGAGAGCAGAGCACAGAGUCUGACGUCAGCUUGAGACCCCAAAAUGUCUUUUGGAUUUUCCGUGAGAGUGCUGGUGCUCUCCCUUUUGGCAUUUGGGCACAAUACAAAUGCACUCUACAGAAGUGGAGGCCCCAGUGGUACUAGGCCUCUCUUUGCUCAUCCACGAAGCCACAACCCUGAUUUUGUGUCAACUUAUGAGCGUUCUGUGCAGCCUGGAGGGUUUCUGGGUAGUUCUGGAUCCAGUCACGGUGGAAGUGGGCAAGUAGAUGGUUACAGUCCAUAUGGAAGUGUUUCUAGUUACGUGCCUGAACCACAGAUCCUUAGGAAACAAAACUCUCAGCAGCCGCCUAAAACUAACCCCAAUGCAAAUGGUAGAUUCUCGACCAAAGGUGGCAACUGGGAUUUGGCCCCUCAAAAUGGAAAAAGUAUUAAGUCAGGUAUUGCUUCAAGUAGUGCAAUUAUUAUGCAAUCUGGUUCAGAGCCACACACUUUCAAUCCGGGCUACCUGCCAAAGCAGCCCAGGCCCCAGGAAGUGCCUACUUCCAAUACAGGCUACCCGCAGAAGCCGCCCAGGCCCCAGCAGCUGCCUAUUUUCAAUAUGGGCUACCUGCAGAAGCCGCCCCAGCAGCUGCCCACUUCCAAUACGGGGAGCCUGCCCAGGCCCCAGCAGCUGCCCACUUCCAAUACUGGCAACCUGCAUAGCCUGCCCAGGCCCCAGCAGCUGCCCACUUCCAAUACAGGCAACCUGCAGAGGCUACCCAAGCCCCAGCAGCUGCCCACUUCCAACAUGGCCUACCUGCAGAAGCCACCCAGGCCCCAGGAGCUGCCCACCUUCAAUACAGGAAACUUGCAGAGUCCGCCCCAGCAGCUGCCCACUUCCAAUGCAGGCAACCUGCAGAGGCCGCCCAAGCCCCAGCAGUUGCCGAUCUUCAAUAGAGGCUACCUGCAGAAGCCGGCCCAGCAGCUGCCUACUUCCAAUACAGGCAACCUGGAGAGGCUGCCCAAGCCCCAGCAGUUGCCGAUCUUCAACAAAGGCUACCUGCAGAAGCCGGCCCAGCAGCUGCCCACUUCCAAUACAGGCAACCUGGAGAGGCUGCCCAAGCCCCAGCAGUUACCGAUCUUCAACAAAGGCUACCUCCAGAAGCCGGCCCAGCAGCUGCCCACUUCCAAUACAGGCUACCUGCAGAAGCCGCCCCAGGAGCUGCCUACUUCCAAUAAAGGCUACCUGCAGAUACCACCCAGGCCCCAGGCGCUCUCCUCUUUUAACACAGGCUACCAGUCCAAGCCCCAGCAGUCCCACACUUUCAAUCCAGGCAAUGUGCAGAAGCCUCCCAGGAGCCAGCAGGCCCACGCUUUUAAUUCAGUCUACCAGCCCCAGAAAGCAGUGUUGCAAACCAAAGCUGGCAUGUGGGACUUGUUUUCAGAUCCUACCAAAUCAAAUGUUGAUUCAAGAAAUUCAAAACCAAUUUCAAUGGAAUCUCCGUGCCAUUCCAGAAGGCAGCGUCCACUGGUGCCGAUGUAAAACAUUUCCCUCACAGUUCCUGGCAUUACGUUUUUUGGGGG
Molecule: messenger RNA, 1608 nt
Organism: Gasterosteus aculeatus aculeatus (three-spined stickleback)
Lineage: Eukaryota; Metazoa; Chordata; Actinopteri; Perciformes; Gasterosteidae
Source: RefSeq, a predicted model, not a curated record